This is a messenger RNA of Cuscuta campestris, 2947 nucleotides long. The record is from the annotation of a GenBank genome assembly. Lineage: Eukaryota; Viridiplantae; Streptophyta; Magnoliopsida; Solanales; Convolvulaceae.
CCCGAAUGAACGGGUGUCGUCCCCGUCCAUACACACGUGUACAAUGAAUGUCUCACAGCACUGCAUCCCUAGCGCAAAACGCACUUUCUUCUUCCUCCUCCCUUUCUCACCAACAGAGCACAUUGCAGAAAUGCAAGGCAAAUUAACGAAGCUCUGUUUCGGGCAAUGGACGCGGUUCUACUAAUCAUCUCUUGAGAAGUGUUUCCAGAAACAAAUCUUUUUCUUCUGGGGAAAAUUUUGUGCACAGUGAGGGUUUAAUUCUGAAUCCCAAAUGGGACCCACGAAUCUGGGCGAUGAAAUCGAUGAAUCCUUGAAGAAUUUGGUCGGUAAAAUCAAAGGGUUGAGCCCAGAUCUGAUCCAGACUGAGACAUUUGUUCCGAUUCCUGGAUCGGAUGAAUCUUCUACCUUCAUUUUAGGGCCGUGUUUCAGGUCCAAUUUCCCUUCAGAGCUUUCCCCAUUUUACCCUCUUGCCCGAGGGGAGAAGCUGUUGCAGAGAUCAAUGGAGUCCGAGAGGUUCAGUGCAGGCAAGGCAUGGCCGACUGUGAGCAGGACGUGGAGUGAUUGGGUGGAGAGGAUGGAACAAUCAAAAGGCCCAGUCUGGAAAUCUGCUGGGAUUUAUGACGCCAUCCAUCUCUCCAAAAUCGACGUCCCCGCCGACAAGAAUCUCAUUCUUGCCGCACUGUCCUUCUGGUCAAUCUCCACCAAUUCCUUCCACUUCCGGUUCGGAAUGAUGGGGCCCACCCUGCUCGACGUGGCUGCAUUGACCGGCCUCAGGCCCCACGGCGAGGACGUGGGCCCCGUUCUCAACGGGCUCGACAGCACCAGAGCCUACGACUCCUUGAACUACUGCAAGUUCAUGGACGGGUCGAUGGGCGCUGCCGCCGUGACCGAGGAGGAACACAUGUCUUUCCUCAUCACAUGGCUCUCCAAGUAUCUGUUGUGUUGUUGUCACUUGUCCCCAAACAUGAAUGGUGAAGUUACCAAAUUGGCCCUGGCCCUCUCGGGCGGGAGGAAGCUCGCCCUGGCUCCUCUCGUCUUGUCGAGUCUCUACAGCGUCUGUAGAGACAUUGUCGCGAACAAGUUUGACGGGAAUGGCGGUCCGUUGUGGGUAUUACAAUUUUGGAUUCAGUCGUACUUUCCCGAAUACCGCCCGUUGGUUGCGGGCAUUGUGAACUCCCGGACGUACGGGCACCCGUUGGCGAAAAGCGUUUUGAGGCCUCAAACCUUCAACCACUACUUCGAGUUCUUCCUCGCGUGCCCUUCUCGAACCCCGGCCCAGUUCGCCCCGUUCUCUCGCGGGACUUGUGGGCCCGAGUGGUUCAAGAAGUCGGUGGACCCCGCGUUGCGCUCGCUCCCGUGGAGCGAGCUGAACGAAAUAUGGGCGAACUACCUUUUGCCGCGGGACCUACAUUGCACGCUGCUCGGGCGGGCUCGUUCGGAGCGGUACUCUCCAAACCAGUUCGCCCGGCAGUUCGGACUCACGCAGGGGGUCCCACUCCCGGCAUAUCAAACCGACGAAUCAACGAAGAGGAAGUUCAGUCUGGCUUCGUUCGACGUGAAUCCCGGGUCCACGUUCUUCUUUGAUUUCUGGUGGUCGGCGUAUAUACGGAGGAGUAAUUUUAAGAGUUCGAAGACAGUUAACGAGACACGCCCGCCAGCUAUAGUUAAUCUCAGUUCAUAUGCAAUGAGAGCAAGGUAUGAACAACACUCUGCUGGUGAGUGUGCCACCAACAAGAAACUGAAACGUGAAGGGAAUUCGGCUCCUUCACAACAAAAACCUAUGCCCCCAACCAAAAAGGGUAAACCACAAACUUUCAAGAAAGUUUCAAAUCUUUAUGCACGAAAAGAACCGAACCUCGGGACAAACACGGUCAAAUCUAGUCCUCCCGAGCCUACUUCUCAAAACGAAACAGCGAAAGGCGUGCCGGGCUUUGAUGAUCAUUCGCCCUUUUCUUUCGAAGACGACCAAGUUGAACCCGCAAUGCCUAGCAGCGAGCCAGAAGAACGCAUAAACCUAGAAAACGUCGAUGACUUCAUUGCGCGCUUGGAAGCCAAAAUAAGAACGUUCCGAUCACCCACGCACAUCGCGUGCAAUUCUCCGCCAAAACCACCGCCAACCACCGCCGCGCCUCCGCCGUCAACCGCCGCACUUGAAGACAUAUCAAGACACCUUUCGACCCCUCUCCGAGACGUUGCCCUCGUGCCUGAAAACUACUCCGCCCUAAAGGCUGCGCUCUCCACAUGCGCAUCCGCGGGCCCCACUUCCGACGGCGACACCCUAAAGGAAAUCAACGCCACCUUCCCGGAAAUCUGCGCCACUUUUCGCCGGGGAAAGAGGGACCAAGACGAGUUUGCCGCGAAAGCCGCGAGGAGAGUGCUUCUGAUUGAGGAGCUGAAGAGGGGACAGGAGCUUUACACCAAACUGAAGGACCGGCAGGACAGGCUGGUCUCCGCCAUGGAAUCCAUUGAGAACCAGGUGAAGGAGCUGAAGAGGAACUGGAAGGAGGCGGAGAUGAAGUGUAAGGCGGUUCAGGCGGAGAAACUGAGCUUGGGGAAAGAGUGCUUCUCCAAGUCUUCGGCUUUGGAUGAAGUGGAAACCGAGCUGCGGGCCAUGGAGAAGAAGAAAGAGGCGGCGGAUUCCGACGUUGCGCGAUCCGAAGCUCGUUGGGCUGAGUUUCAGCAUAAGCUCAAGAAGUUGCUCAACUUACCUUAGCUUAGCUUAGAUAUGAAUGUAUAAUAUCUAUGUGUGUAGUAUUGUAUUAAAAUGGCUUAGAAGGAAGCUCAAUUUUGCUGGUUAAUGUAUAGUGUAUAGCUGUUUUUGGCAAUUUACUUUGGACUGCACUAAAGUUCAGGUGAAUGCAUGCAUGUAAUUUUUUUUGGCUUUUGGCUGUGUACUCUGUAUUUGGCAUACUAUAUUUGGAAAGGUGAAGAAAUAUUUUGAGAUAUA